Molecule: messenger RNA, 1173 nt
Organism: Brugia pahangi
Lineage: Eukaryota; Metazoa; Nematoda; Chromadorea; Rhabditida; Onchocercidae
Source: the annotation of a GenBank genome assembly
AUGAUGGAAAUAGAAAAUCCAGUAGGAAAUAUGGACAACGAACAAUAUCGUCAAAUGAAUGGCAAUGAGAAAUCGGAAUAUCUGAAUGAUGACGGUAAAGUUAGUAAUGAUGAAAGGAAAAUGGCAUAUGAUGGUAAAAAAUAUAACAAAGGAGAAAGAGAUGAUACGGUCGAAAGUGUGAAGUCAGAAAAAUCAGAUGUUUCUGCUAAAAAAGAAAGCGGACAAACUCAUGUAAAAAAAGAACGUGCGUCAAGGUCUCAUUCUACUUCAUCAAGGCGUCGUCGUCGUCAUCGCCGCCGGCAUUCUUCUAGCUCAAGCGCGCAUACCGUUUCUACGAAAUCGCGCUCGCGAAGCCGCUCGAGAUCACGUACUAAGUCACACUCACGUUCUCGAUCACCACGACGAGCUAGCUCACGUUCGCGUUCACGCUCGCGUCGUAAAUCAUCUAAGAAAAAGGCUCGUCGAACCUCGCGCUCCUAUAGUCGUAGUCAUAGCCCGACGCAUCGUCGCAAGGCAUCACGGAGUCACAGCCCAAGACGUCGUCCCACGCGUAGUUCGUCAUCUUCAAGUCGGGACACUUAUGGUUCUUUCAAAGCUAUGAGCCCAGCUCGUCCGGUUUACGAGUAUCCGUGCCGCAAAUGUGAUCGUGAUUUUGAAACCAUUCGAGAACUGUGCGAGCAUGAAAUUCGUGCUCAUGGUGCAUGCUUUCCAUGUCCUCAUUGCGAGAAGCAAGCAUCAAGUGUGCAAAAACUUUGCGAACACAUGAAACGACGCCAUUCCGACUAUCGUUUGCUGUGUGAUUUUUGCAAAGAUGAUUUUGGUGGGAAAAUUAGUGGUGCAAAAGAUUCAAAUUGGGAAGAAUUUCGCGAUCAUAUUUAUAAGGAAUGUUUAAAAGAGAAAAUCUAUCUCGCUGAUCGACAACGAGGUCGUUCAGCUGGUGUUGCUCAGCGUGGCCGAGGUCGCUGUCCACAUGGACCGCCAGUGAAAUGCAAGAAUUUUCCGAACUGUCCAGGAGAGAAAUGCUACUAUUUCCAUGGUUACUGUCGUUAUGACAAAUUAUGUGUCAAAAAGGAAUGUCCAUUUGACCAUACGGAUCGUCCUCGUAUUUGCCUGUCAUGCCUUAGAGACUACAAGAGUAAGAGGAAAAAAAAAAGGUUUAAGAUGAUAAUUUGA